Messenger RNA from Nezara viridula (southern green stink bug), 306 nucleotides. NCBI's taxonomy places the organism in Eukaryota, Metazoa, Arthropoda, Insecta, Hemiptera, Pentatomidae. The record is from the annotation of a GenBank genome assembly.
AUGGCACCACAAAGCUCCAUUUUUGUGAAAAAAAGAGUUAAAACAAUCACUAAAAACUAUCAGGACGAUAUUUUUGAACCUGUUGUCAAGCCUCUAAAUGAUACUGUUUGCUGGAAGCCAUUGGGUUUUCCAGCAGAAUUCCACUCAAGAUCACAAGGCCAGAUCAACUCAGCAGUGGCUGCAAAAGAACAUUCCAGAGUUCAUCUCUGCCUUGGAUUGGCCCUCAGGAAGCCCUGGUCUCAACCCACUAGAUUAUCGGCUUUAGUCCGAAAUGGAGAGGAUGGCAUACCACAGAGCACACCCUAA